UCUGAAUCCCUCACUCCUUCGAUACUCACGAGAAAGGGACUUCUCAAAUAAGAUCUAGACGGACUCUGAAGGGCUUCCAUUAGAUAAAAUUACAGAAUAAUGAAGCAAGCCGAAGAAGCCAUCGUGACCAACUACAGUGAGACAACGGAGCCUGAUGGGAAGGAAGAAGCAGAGCCAGAAGUUAAUUCCAAGUUCAGUAUGAAGAGCAUUCUCUGGCAUGGUGGCUCUGUUUAUGAUGCCUGGUUCAGCUGUGCUUCAAAUCAAGUAGCCCAGGUUCUGCUAACGCUACCCUACUCGUUCUCCCAACUGGGUAUGCUUUCUGGUAUCUUAUUUCAGCUCUUCUAUGGCAUCAUGGGUAGCUGGACUGCAUACCUUAUAAGCGUUCUAUACAUCGAGUACCGAUGCCGGAAGGAGAAGGAAAACGUGAGCUUCAAGAACCAUGUCAUUCAGUGGUUCGAAGUACUGGAUGGAUUGUUGGGUCCGUACUGGAAAGCUGUCGGAUUGGCUUUUAACUGUACAUUUCUCCUCUUUGGGUCCGUUAUACAGCUCAUUGCUUGUGCAAGUAAUAUAUAUUACAUAAACGAUCGAUUAGACAAAAGGACAUGGACUUAUAUCUUUGGAGCUUGCUGUGCAACGACGGUGUUCAUACCUUCCUUUCACAACUACCGUAUUUGGUCUUUUCUUGGACUUGGAAUGACCACUUACACUGCCUGGUACAUGACCAUCGCUGCUCUAGUUCACGGCCAAGUUGACGGAGUUCAACACACAGCGCCGACGAAACUGGUUCUGUAUUUCACCGGCGCUACCAAUAUCCUCUACACUUUCGGUGGACACGCUGUUACUGUGGAAAUAAUGCAUGCGAUGUGGAAACCACAGAAAUUCAAGUACAUAUACUUGCUGGCAACACUGUACGUGUUCACGUUAACGCUUCCGUCGGCAGCUUCUGUGUACUGGGCUUUCGGUGACCAGCUUCUCAACCACUCCAACGCCUUCUCCCUUCUUCCCAAGAACGGCUUUCGUGAUGCCGCCGUUAUCUUGAUGCUCAUUCACCAGUUUAUAACAUUUGGGUUCGCAUGUACGCCUUUGUAUUUUGUGUGGGAGAAGGUGAUAGGAAUGCAUGACACCAAGAGUAUAUGCUUGAGAGCGCUGGCGAGGUUGCCUGUGGUGAUACCGAUUUGGUUUCUGGCCAUAAUCUUUCCAUUCUUUGGGCCUAUCAACUCCGCCGUUGGUGCUCUCUUGGUUAGCUUCACCGUCUACAUUAUCCCUUCUCUUGCUCAUAUGCUCACCUACCGGAAAGCCUCUGCUAGACAGAAUGCUGCGGAGAAGCCUCCUUUCUUCCUACCAAGUUGGACCGCAAUGUUUGUGAUCAAUUCGUUUAUUGUCGUGUGGAUACUUGUGGUCGGGUUUGGGUUCGGUGGUUGGGCCAGUAUGACCAAUUUCAUCAGGCAAGUUGACACGUUCGGCCUCUUUGCCAAGUGUUAUCAGUGUAAGGCGCCUCCUUCAGCUGCUCCUGCUCCCAAACAUCAGUAGUAAACCAAGUCUUAAUUAUGAUGAAGAACCGGGUUGGGCCAAACCCGUCCACAA
Telopea speciosissima is the source of this 1584-nucleotide messenger RNA. RefSeq names its product auxin transporter-like protein 2. Bases 100 to 1530 code for a protein of 476 amino acids. The record is from RefSeq and is a predicted model, not a curated record. The transcript is spliced from 8 exons. Lineage: Eukaryota; Viridiplantae; Streptophyta; Magnoliopsida; Proteales; Proteaceae. Gene Ontology annotation, cellular component: plasma membrane.